AUGAGUAUUCGCAUUUUUUCGAAUUAUUUCAACAAAUGUGGCAUAAAUCCGCGUGUCAAUCAUCAAAAACUGCCAAAUAUCGCACGCUCGAGCAAUGUCCAACCCUCGAGAGCAUGCACGAAUAGUGUCACCGUCUCCGCUGUUCCGAUGUUGAAGAAGGAAAAAACGAGUCGUGCCAUGAGAGCGUAUCUCCAACGAGCUCGCGAACACGAUGAAUUCAUGAAAAACGAAAAAUUAGUCUUUCAGAUCGGAAAAAGGCAUCUGGCGAAUAUGAUGGGCGAAGAAGCCGAGAGUUUUACGCAAGGCGAUAUCCAUAGAGCAAUUCAAUAUUUGUUCCCAUCGGGUCUUUUCAGCAAAAAAGCACGUCCUUUGAUGAAGCCCCCAGAAGCUGUGUUUCCCAAACGCAAGGCUGCGGAGUUUGACGAAUCUGGAAGACCUCAUCAUCCAUUUUUCUACACGGGAAAACCAAAUUUUUACAAAUUAAUGUACGAUAUUGUCGAUAGUUUCAACGAAUUGUACGCUUUUGAGGAUAAAAUGCUGCGAAAAGGACUUCAGCCAGAUCCAACACAAAAAGUAGAUUUAAGCGGCUUUACUUGGGUUCCCAAAGACAGACUCGAGAAAAUGCUUGUCGAAACUAUCAUGGAUCGCGAAUACGAACAAUUUGUGGCUGCCUUUGACAGAUUAGUUGCUCUUCCGUAUUCCUACAAAGUGAAAGAUUUAAUUGACAAGUACCGAAAACCGCUUUUAGAACAAAAUAAAACGGCGGAAAUACCCGAAGUGCAGUACGACGAGAAAGGACGCGCUUUUAUCACAACGUACGAGUGUCUAAGGAAGCGUGCGCGAGGCGAUGUGACUGUCAUUAGCCCAGGCACGGGAGAUAUUAAGAUAAACGGGCGGGAAAUUGACUAUUUCGAGGAUAAGCAAUGCCGCGAACAGAGUUAA
Messenger RNA from Culicoides brevitarsis, 942 nucleotides. It is a transcript of the gene mRpS9, whose product is annotated as small ribosomal subunit protein uS9m. The transcript has 4 exons. The coding region runs from base 1 to 942 and encodes 313 amino acids. The record is from RefSeq and is a predicted model, not a curated record. Lineage: Eukaryota; Metazoa; Arthropoda; Insecta; Diptera; Ceratopogonidae.